Mytilus trossulus (common blue mussel) is the source of this 2350-nucleotide messenger RNA. RefSeq names its product toll-like receptor 4. The record is from RefSeq and is a predicted model, not a curated record. Gene Ontology annotation, cellular component: plasma membrane. The coding region runs from base 138 to 2288 and encodes 716 amino acids. Gene Ontology annotation, biological process: immune response; toll-like receptor signaling pathway; inflammatory response. Gene Ontology annotation, molecular function: transmembrane signaling receptor activity; protein binding. The transcript has 2 exons. Lineage: Eukaryota; Metazoa; Mollusca; Bivalvia; Mytilida; Mytilidae.
UAUAAUUCAGAAUAAUUAUAUCGCUCCGUCUAGUCUGAGUUAAACGACGUAAGAGAAAUAGAUGAAACAUUGUAUUACAUUAUUGAAAGUUGAGGAGCUGGAUAUUCGAAGAAACAUUGCUGUUUAAAUAUAGAACUAUGAAGAUAUCCAAAUUACACAAGGUCACAGUCUAUUUCGUGUACUGCAUCGUGAUUGUUUAUACAACGAAACUGACAGAAAAUACAUGUAUGUUUGAUCCACGAUGUAAAUGUUACAAUUCAAAUCUGAGAGUUACUUGUAUUGAUAAAAACAUCACUGGUGACAACAUUCCUCAAUAUCCAAGGAGUGUACAAAAACUUUCUCUUUGGGCUAAUUUGAUAGAAAUAAUUCCCCGAACAACAUUUAAUCACAUGAACAAUCUAUCUGAGUUAGAUUUAUCUUCUAAUAGACUUGUAUAUCUAGAGGAAGAAACUUUUGAUGGUUUAUCAAAUCUAAAAACUUUAUCUUUAAAAAGGAAUUAUUUAAACUAUAGCUUCGCAAUACCAAAUAAUAUUUUCAAGCCAUUGGUUUCGUUAAAAUAUUUGAAUGUAGGGUGGAAUAAUUUGGUCGAACAAAGUUACCAAUUUCCAACUUUUCCAAGCGAUUUACUAUCAUCUCUAGUUCAAUUAGAGAGCAUAGAAGUAGAUGCAAUACAGCCAAAUAUAAUACGAUUAUUUAAAUUUCCAGACCUAUACAGAUCAUUGACGCAUCUUAAAAGUUUGGAAAUAGGUCUUUGUGAUUUGCCUUAUAUACAAAAUGUAACGUUUUUCAAUCUUCACAAUCUUGAGUAUCUUGACAUGCAUAACUGUCACACGAAAAGCUAUGAACGUUGGACAUUGCGAAAUGGAAAAAAGCUCAAAUAUCUAGACAUUUCACAAAACGAUUUAACUGACGACGGUCUGUCUGAUUUGAUGUCCGAUUUAUAUUUCAACGACAAACUUGAGAUCUUGAAAAUGACAAAUUCCUUUCAUUCUGUAUAUGUAUUUGUGCCACAAUACUUUGCUUUUGAUUUAAACGCAACAAAAAUAAAGGAAAUUUAUGUAAAUGAAAACAGUUUUGUAGAAGCUGUUGGUACCGAUAAGUAUUUCAUGUUACCUCCCACAUUGAAAGUAUGCGAUUUUGCAAAUAAUAAACUGUCGAAGUUCUAUUUUGGAAUGCCUUACUUGUCGAUAUUGAACCUACGAAAUAACACACUGGGUGCAUACCUUUCAACUGAAAGAUAUACUAACUCUAGUAAUACUGAACUCAAAGAAGUUGAUUUAUCCCUCAAUUUUAUUCAGGAUUUAUCUUUUGCCAUAUUUCACGGACAUGAUCAAGCCGUAAAAAUAGAUCUGAGUCAUAACAAAUUAACGGAUAUUACUUUCGAUCUUUCUCAUUUAGUCAGUUUAAAAAGAUUGGAUUUAUCAUAUAACAACAUCAGUGGAAUAUCUUCACAAACAUCUAUGGAUACUUUACGCAAACUCUCAAAAACAUCAAAGUUGAAAAUUGAUCUUUCAAAUAACCUAUUAAAAUGUAGCUGCCAAAACAUGAAAUUCUUACAAUGGAUGGACGCAAAUUUAAAUUUGCUCAUACACACAUCUACAUACAGGUGCCGGUUUGAAAACAAUAAUGUUAUCCAUCUGACAAAUGUAAAUGCAGUUGUCAAGCAACUUGAAAAGGAAUGCAGCUCGUUUACCACGUUAAUUAUUUGUAUAACUGUGGGAAUAAUUAUGUCUCUUCUUAUUCUAUCAGCUGGAUUACUGUACAGGUUUCGAUGGAGAUUACGCUAUCUGUAUUAUAUGACAAGACAUAAGUACAAGGUAUUCCAAAAUAUUCAAUCUAGCACUACUUAUAAGUACGAUGCAUUCAUAUCAUAUGCAAAUGAAGAAACCGAUUUCGUUGUGAGUGAAGUUAUACCAAACUUGGAACGUGAUGAAAACUUGAAACUCUGCGUACAUCAGCGGGAUUUCGUUCCAGGAGAAGAUAUAACACAAAACAUUACCAAUGGCAUUCACCAAAGUAGGUUCACUAUAUGCAUAGUAACCCAAUCGUUUCUUGAUUCGUAUUAUUGCAUGUUUGAAUUUAACAUGGCACGAAUGGAAAGUAUAUAUUCCAGAGAUGGUCAAAACAUUCUCUUUCUGGUCUUCUAUGAACAACUGCGUCCAAAAGAUCUGCCGUUAGUCAUCCUUGAGUUAGUUCAGAAACAAUCGUAUAUCGAGUACCCAAAUGAUGAACAAGGAAAUGUUGUGUUUUGGAGGAAAAUAGCGGAAUCGUUAGGUUCAUCUGAAUAAUUGAAAAAAGAUUACUUUAGCUUGGCAUUUUUACCAAACAGUCAACUUUGUUUGAAAUUUAA